Lodderomyces pseudojiufengensis is the source of this 567-nucleotide messenger RNA. It is a transcript of the gene PSF3, whose product is annotated as DNA replication protein. NCBI's taxonomy places the organism in Eukaryota, Fungi, Ascomycota, Pichiomycetes, Serinales, Debaryomycetaceae. Gene Ontology annotation, cellular component: GINS complex. Bases 1 to 567 code for a protein of 188 amino acids. The record is from RefSeq and is a predicted model, not a curated record. The transcript has a single exon. Gene Ontology annotation, biological process: mitotic DNA replication initiation.
AUGAGUUAUUACGAUUUAGACGAUAUACUAGCUGACGCAGAAAAACUACCGUGUCAAUUCAACUAUACAAUCCCCGGGUUAGGUUAUUUAGAAGGAAAUCCAGGAAAAUCAAUAAAAAAAGGAACUAAAAUAGAAUUACCAUUUUGGUUAGCAGAAAUAUUAGCAAUAUUAGAAAUAGAUGAUGAUAACAACAAAAAUCAGAAUCUAAUUAAUGAUGAUAAUCAAGAAAAAUUAAAUUUUAUAACUUUAGAUGAUCCUGAAUUUAUAAAUGAAAAAGUUAUAAAUGCAAUAAAAUCAAAUUCUGAAUCAUUAAAUUUAAAUAAAUUAUCUUCUCAAUAUUAUGAAAUGAUUAUAAAAUGGUUAAAUUUAAUUUAUGAACCAAAAUUAAUUGAAGUUAUAAUGAAUUGUUUAAAACAAAGAAGUUUUAAAAUUAAUAAUUUUUCAAAUAAUAUAAAUCAAAAACAUUUUAAUAAUGAAUUCUUAUAUUAUUUAGAUGAAUUUGAAAAAAAAUUAUUUAGAGAUUCUAUUGAAAGUAAUAAAUUAAUGAAAAAUUGGUUAAAAGAAUAA